Paracoccidioides brasiliensis Pb18 is the source of this 687-nucleotide messenger RNA. RefSeq lists its product as uncharacterized. Gene Ontology annotation, molecular function: box H/ACA snoRNA binding. The coding region runs from base 1 to 687 and encodes 228 amino acids. The record is from RefSeq and is a predicted model, not a curated record. Gene Ontology annotation, biological process: rRNA pseudouridine synthesis; ribosome biogenesis; snRNA pseudouridine synthesis. Gene Ontology annotation, cellular component: nucleolus; box H/ACA snoRNP complex. The transcript is spliced from 2 exons.
AUGGCAAAAGAGAAGUCCGAAAUAGAGAGAAAGAAGAAGGACAAAAAGCGGUCCGAGAGUGAUGGCGUGCACAAAAAGUCCAAGAAAGACAAGAAGAAGGACACGAGCUUGCUUGCUGAGGCUGCUGAGAAGGAUUUGACCAAGAAGGUCCUAGACCAGCUCGAGCAGCCAGCGGUUGUUGCUGCUGAGAUCACUUCGAAGAAAUCGGCCGCGGACCGACCCAUUGGUGCCCUUGUGCCGUUCGCAAACCCGCUGGCGGAGGAUAAGGUUGCGAAGAAGGUGCUCAAGAGCGUUAAGAAGGCCGCCGUGAACAAGUCACUCAAACGAGGCGUGAAAGAGGUCGUCAAGGCGCUGCGGAAAUCACCUGUGCCACCUCCCAACGCCGUUAUCGACAGUCCAAGCGCCGUCGUUGUGCUCGCAGCCGAUAUCUCCCCAAUGGAUGUCAUAUCACAUAUCCCCGUUCUUUGUGAAGACCACGGAAUUCCCUACGUCUAUGUCACGUCAAGAGCUGAGCUGGGGAGCGCCGGGGCCACCAAGCGACCGACCAGUGUGGUCAUGGUGCUGCCACGGUCGAGUGGGAAGAAUAAGAAAGACAACGAUAAGCAUGCCGAUGAUAAGGAGGAUAAGGAGUAUUAUGCGGAGCUUGUCAAGGUUGUGCAGAAAGAGGCAAAAAGGGUAAAAAUAUAA